GGUCGAAAUCUGAGAGCACAAGUUUAUCAUACAGAUACACCAUAUGGCCGACAUCAGGCUCCAUACAUUCUUUUUGGAAGUUGCAUUUAUUAUUUAUUUUUUUGAUUUCUUAGAACUCUAAGAUGCUUUGCCUAAAUAAUGGACUGUUCUUUGGACCUAAAGAUAAGCUUGGUUACUUCAGUGCUUGGGUUUUCCAGCAAGCUGUGAUCCUCCUUCUACUGACAGACUCUUUCAGAGGCCAGUCUCAGGGGGUUGGAGCGUCUCAAACAAUAGUGGCAGUAGUUGGUGAGGAUGUUAUCUUGCCUUGCCGCCUGGAACCUGCAGCAGAUGUUGUUUCCAAGAGUCUGGAGUGGGGGAGACCUGAUCUGGAACCCAGAUUUGUCCAUGUGUGGCAUGAAGGUCAAAACCUUCUGGUUAACCAAAACCCGUCUUACAAAGGAAGAACAUCACUGUCCAUCGAGAAGCUGAGGCACGGAGACCUUUCACUGAAACUCUCUGCAGUGAAACACUCUGAUAAUGGAAUAUAUAGAUGUUACUUUCCCUCUCAAGAUAAAGAAUCUACUGUUGAGCUUGUUGUUGGUUCUGUCUCCUCACCUGUCUUAGCAGGGAUUUACUUAAACAGCAGUGUAGUGAUUUUAAACUGUGACUCUGAGGGCUGGUAUCCAGAGCCUGAGGUGUUUUGGCUGGACGGUGAGGGAAACCUCCUCUCUGCUGGACCUACAGAGACAGUCAGAGGUCCUGAUGACCUCUAUACUGUCAGCAGCAGAGUGACUGUGGAGAAGAGACACAGCAACAGCUUCACCUGUAGAGUCCAACAGAAGGACAUCAACCAGAUCAGAGAGACACACAUCCAGGUUACAGCUGACUGCUUUGUGGCCACAUCUACUUCUGCUGCUCGUGUCAGCAUUAUCGUGGUUGUUGUCCUCAUUUUUAGUCUUGCAGGAGUCUUUCUUACGUGGAAAUGGAGACAAAACCAAACCACAGAAACAAAGAUGCACCAUGACGCUGAAACUGAAAAGAGAGAGAGAGAGCAGCUCGUGGCACAAAGUAAGGAAAUGGAGGAUUUGGAGGAGAAAAAGGCAAAACUUGAAGAGGAGUUACAAAAGAAAGACGAAGAGCAGAAAAACUUGGAACAGGUGGUUAAUAUACUGAUUGAACAAAGCAAGGAACUACAAAACCGGAGGGAUCAGCUCCAACAUCAAAGGGAGGACAUGGAGAAAAACAUUGAAGAUAUUGAGAACAAGAUUCAGUCAGUGGAGAAGAUGGCAGAAAGUGACCGAGCUCAGGGAUACUACGAAAUGAAAAGUAUCACAUUAACGGCCAAAAGACAGCUGCAGGAUAGAAAACUAGAAGAUGCAAAACUUGACCUGCAAACACAAACACUACUGAUGAAAACAAACGGUUUGUUAGAUGGAAUGACAGACAGGAAGAAGGAGGUGGAGAACCACAAGGAGAAAAUCAACGAGCAGCUGGAGGAGAUUCAGAGGAAACUUCAGACAGACGAAAGACUGGAAACUAGACCCGUUAAAUUAUCUACAGACAACAACGUCUAAGUUUUAAUGAUAUCUGGUGCUGAUAAGGAUUUGUUUAUCUUAGUAAUAAGACAUUAAUACACAGUCGAACAUUUUUACAUGUAAUGUGCAAUUAUGGGAAUGAAAAUGCUGAAUCCCUUUACAUAAGACAGAUCAUGACGUGACAUAUUAAGCUGCAACUACUUUUACAAAAGACAUAUUGUAAUUUCAGUUUAUUAUUAAUGUUGUUUUCAAUUAUGACUGUAUUUUGUAAUAUAGAAAUACAUUACACUGAAUUUGUAAAAGGAUGUUCUGACAUUUGCUUCUAUCUUGAAGCUGACUGUAUAUUGUUGUUUGUGUGCAUCUAGUGUAUCCCAAUUACUGGUAUUAUUACAGUUUAUUUUCAAUUGGAAGUAAUGUUUUCUAUGUUUUAACUGUUUGUUGCCUGCUUUUACUGUAUUUUACUUGUUUUGGGUGUGAAUUUGUGAGGAAUCAACUCUUUAUUUCAUGUGUUUGAUGUAACAUAACAAUUUAUCAUGCUGGAUGUCCAGAAACAGCACAGAAUAAACGUGUGAUGUUAGAUUUUUUUUCAAAGAUUCUCUGUCAGUGAUUUGAACAAAUUAGUGAAUGGAUGAUUUUACCUUUGUGUUUGUCAGAGUUGGUGUUUUCUCAACUCCAACAGCAGCAGACCAACCCGUGAAAUGGUGUCAACGGUGCUGAUGAGGAGGUACAAUAAAACAGGAGGUUGAUCCGAACAAUG
Molecule: messenger RNA, 2271 nt
Organism: Micropterus dolomieu (smallmouth bass)
Lineage: Eukaryota; Metazoa; Chordata; Actinopteri; Centrarchiformes; Centrarchidae
Product: butyrophilin subfamily 1 member A1-like
Exons: 5
Coding region: 123-1553 (476 amino acids)
Source: RefSeq, a predicted model, not a curated record